This is a messenger RNA of Dermacentor silvarum, 1829 nucleotides long. RefSeq lists its product as uncharacterized. NCBI's taxonomy places the organism in Eukaryota, Metazoa, Arthropoda, Arachnida, Ixodida, Ixodidae. The transcript has 2 exons. The record is from RefSeq and is a predicted model, not a curated record. The coding region runs from base 31 to 1752 and encodes 573 amino acids.
AUAUCGUCAAGUGUCGUCACGAUUACUAGUAUGGAUGCUGCUGGGAAACUGGAAGAACUGCUGAAAGGCGCGGCUGCUGUCUGCCUUUCCACAGACAUUCUCGAGCUGUGGCUUACAAACCACAUUGUCGCGGACCCGUCCUACCUUCGUGUACGCAUAACUGCGUGCACAAACUUACGGUCCCUUUGCUGCGUCGCCAGUUCGGUAACGGUGCAAGACAUCGUAUACUCAAUACUCCCAGUGCUGACCCAGCUGGAGAACCUCGAGUUCACGCUUGACGAACGUGUCACCAGCAACGACGCCCGCGCGAUUCGACUCCUGUUGCGCACAAAGGUAGUCCCCGCAUAUUCGCAACUUCGCUGCGUGUACGUCGAAGUGGCGGGCAACGGAAAUAUCGACGUUCUCGGGCACUUGCUGGAGCUGUGGCCGAACGUGAGCGGCCUGCACGUGCACUUUCUUCGCGGCCACUUUGAAAAUACAGUACGCAAGUGCGAUGGCUUGUGGAACGGUCGCACAAAGCUACGACGCUUCGGGUUCACGUCCGAAGCGCCUUCAACAGUGCACUGCUAUCCGCGUACGAAUCUGUUCUUCGACGACUGCGCCGGUGUCUGUGGCAACGUGCUCUUCGGUCAAGGUCCUCAAAUUUGGAGCUGCUGCCUGAUCGGCGAACCCGGCGAAACUCGAGGCCAAAAACUCUUGCGGGGAAAACACGCAAUCGCGGUGAUCCGCUUCACAAACGAUUCCACGGGAGACGGCAUGCGCGAAGCCGGCUUCUGCAACGACUGGACUGGCGUGAAAAACCUCUGUCUUGUGCUGCGCAAGCCGUUCAUAGAUACACAGUACACAUGCGCCGGUGCCGUCUACCACGGCGCCUUGGUUGACUUCCUGCGACGCUUCAGGGGCAUCAGCGGGUCCGGCGAGUACGAGCACCUGACCGAGCUGAACGUGAACUCGUUCCACUGCGCCGCCGACUUGGACAUGACUGAAGUGCUGUGCGACUCCGAGUUGACGUCACUCAAGGCGCUGUCGGUGUCGCCCUGCGGCAUUCGAAGGGUCGGUGCCUUGCGACGUCUCGCGCUCGCCUGCCCAUCUCUCAACGACUUGGAUGUUCGCGUGUACAGCAGCAUCCCGUGGUGUUGGGGCUGCGAGGAAGACCUCGACCUGAGCGCCGACGACGCGGCCGACCUGAGCGUCGGCCACAACGGAGGCCGGCUCACGUUCGGCGGAGUGCCGCGUUUUGCCUCGCUCGAUUUCUUGAGCCGUUGCAAUGUGCGGGAGUUGCGCGUGUGCACCAAACAUUGCCUUCUGCCCUCGGAGUUGGGAGACCUGCUUCAGACGAACGAAAAGCUGCGUUGCCUCACUCUCGGCUACGACACACUGCAGUUUGACGUGGAGACAUUCAAGAACCUGAAGAGGCUCAGGUGUCUACGCUUGCUGUGCCUGCUGACGGCGGCUUCGCACGGCCAACCGUACGUGAAGGGCUACAUGAAAGCGCUGGGAUCGUCCCUGGAUCAAUUGGAGGCCUUGCACGCACAUUACACGGACACACAAGGAGCCACUGACCGGAUGACCUGGGUUCGCUACCUUGAAGAGGUCGAAGAGGCCGGUCAAAUCCUCGACUCACUGCCCGUAGAACCGCACUUAUUGUGUGGCAGCGUAGUCAAUGAUGCGCCGUGCGGUGCCAUCUGCACGACACAAACGUUCAUCGGGCUCGUUAAACCCAAACAUCGGGAUCUGCCCACUACAUUUUAGGCUAGUUAUUCUAUUCAAACCACGUAGGUGUAAGGCCUCACCACAGCUUCCUCCGCUGUACCUGUCACGCUAACUUA